Messenger RNA from Gordionus sp. m RMFG-2023, 2640 nucleotides. RefSeq names its product threonine--tRNA ligase 1, cytoplasmic-like. NCBI's taxonomy places the organism in Eukaryota, Metazoa, Nematomorpha, Gordioida, Chordodea, Parachordodidae. The record is from RefSeq and is a predicted model, not a curated record. Gene Ontology annotation, biological process: threonyl-tRNA aminoacylation. Gene Ontology annotation, cellular component: cytoplasm. The transcript has 18 exons. Gene Ontology annotation, molecular function: ATP binding; threonine-tRNA ligase activity. Bases 64 to 2304 code for a protein of 746 amino acids.
AUUACAGUUUGACAGAAACCAUCGUAAAGCAAUCAGUCAAUAAACCCUUUUAGAACAGUUUAAAUGGAAGUUGCUCAACAAAUGAAUAAUAUAUCCCUUGACGAACGAAAAGCAUGUGAAAAAUUGAAAAAAUAUGAAGACCAGGUGCCUGAUUAUAUUCAUGGUAGACUCUUAUUGUGGAAUAAAUUUAAAGAAGAUUAUUUAAAUAAAUUAUCAAAAUUAAAUCCGCAGCCAAUUUCUAUAAAAUUAAAAGAUGGGAAAAUUAUUGAAGGCCACUCCUGGAAAACAACUCCAUUAGAUGUUGCAAAAUCUCUAAGCAACUCCUUGGCUGAUGUUGCUCUGGUUGCAAAAGUUGAUAAAGAAUUGUGGGAUUUAGAAAGACCUUUGGAAAAAUCGUGUAGCUUGCAAAUUCUUACAUUUGAAGAUGAUGAGGGAAAGCAGGUAUAUUGGCAUUCUACUGCUCAUAUCUUAGGGGAAGCAAUGGAAACUAAGUAUUGUGGAUUGCUAUGUUAUGGGCCUCCUAUAGAAAAUGGGUUUUAUUAUGACAUGUUUAUGGAUAAACAUUGUCUGGUAUCUCAAAACGAUUUUCCUGCGCUGGAGAACUCCAUGAAGUCUAUCAUUAAAGAUAAGCAACCAUUUGAAAGAUUAGAAUUAAGCAAAGAGGAGCUGAUGAAAAUGUUUGAGUACAAUCCUUUCAAGUUGAGAAUUUUAGACUCCAUAACUUCUUCAAUUACUACUGUUUAUAGAUGUGGGCCGCUCAUAGAUUUAUGUCGGGGACCACAUGUUAGAAAUACUGCAAAAAUCAAAGCCUUUUCAUUGACCAAAACAUCUUCAACUUAUUGGGAAGGGGAUUGCAAAGCUGAAACAUUGCAAAGAAUAUAUGGCAUAUCCUUCCCUGAUACUAAGCAAUUAAAGGAAUGGAAAACCCUGCAGAUUGAAGCUCUUAAAAGAGACCAUAGGAAAAUUGGCAAGGAACAAGAACUAUUUUUCUUUCACGAGCUCAGUCCCGGCUCCUGUUUUUUCUUCCCCAAAGGAGCUCACAUUUACAACACUUUGAUAGAAUUCAUCAGGGGGGAGUACAGAAAAAGAGGUUUUUCCGAAGUAAUUACUCCAAAUAUGUACAAUUCGAAGCUUUGGCAAAUAUCUGGACAUUGGCAACAUUACGCGGAUAACAUGUUUAUCAUUGGCGAUGAGGCAUCAAACGCUCAUUCAACUGCACCAUCUUUCAAUGGUGAUUCUAAUACCAUUCCUGAUGCAAACCAAAAUUUAUCUUCCAAAGAACAUAUUGCUUUCAAAGAACUUCAGAGUAACAAAGAAGUAAUGGCUUUGAAACCCAUGAAUUGCCCAGGCCAUUGUCUGAUGUUCAAGCACAGGCCUAGAUCAUGGCGCGAAUUACCACUCAGAAUGGCCGAUUUCGGUGUUUUGCAUAGAAACGAAGUCAGCGGUGCCUUAACUGGACUAACCAGGGUUAGAAGGUUUCAGCAAGAUGACGCCCAUAUAUUUUGCAGGAUGGAACAAAUUGAAGAAGAAAUAAAAUCAUGUUUACAAUUCAUAUCAGACGUUUUCUGCGUGUUCGGUUUCACGUUUAAACUUUUCUUAGCUACCAGACCUGAAAAAUUUAUGGGGGACCCCCAAAAAUGGGACACGGCAGAACAACAAUUAGCCAAAAGUUUAGAUGAGUUUGGUUUACCAUGGACCCUUAAUCCCGGAGAUGGGGCAUUUUAUGGGCCAAAGAUUGAUAUCAUAUUGACCGACGCUUUGAAGAGAAAGCAUCAAUGCGCAACUAUACAGCUGGACUUUCAACUACCCGAAAGAUUUGAUUUGACUUAUGAAAGCGGUCAUAUCAACCCCUGUGAUCCAACUCACAAUACAUCUAAUCUAGUCAGGCCGGUGAUCAUACAUAGAGCUAUCUUAGGGUCUCUGGAAAGAAUGAUUGCCAUAUUGACCGAGAAUUAUGCUGGAAAAUGGCCGUUUUGGUUAUCUCCAAACCAAAUAGCCGUGUUACCAGUAGGGGUAAAUUUUGAUUCAUAUGCCUUGGAAGUCACGAAAACGCUCAAACAACAAGGAUUUAUAGCGAAUGCGGAAUCCGAUUCUAGCGAAACGCUAAACAAAAAGAUUAGGAAUGCCCAACUUGAGCUAUAUAAUUUUAUUUUAGUCGUAGGUGAAAAAGAAUUGUCAAACAAAACUAUAAACGUUCGCACAAGAGAUAACAAAAUACUGGGUGAAAUGACUAUGGAAACCUUUAUACAAGGGAUACACAAGCUGGUGGCUACAAAAAGUUCUGAAAAUGAAAUAUCUCCAUAAUAUCGAGGUAUUUCAAUACCUCAAAUUUAAAAUUUUAGCAAAUAUUCACAAAUACGCUUAACCGAAGGCUGUAAUACAAUUGAUCACUGUACUUUCAUAUAUAAUCUUCAUCGAUGGUCAAUAUUGGGGAAAACAAUUCAACAUUUUUGUUGGCCUUUUAAUUUUUUUUAAAAAUCAUGAUAUAUCGAAUUGUCACACUGCAAACACCUAUACAGGAAUCUAUAAUGUUAUUAAAUAUUUUUUAUAUAAAUUCACUAGAUUCCUAAUCGAUUUAUACUUAUCCACUAUAAGUUUUUAAACAACUCUUUUAUCAAGCCAGGGCAUUUGCGUUUUGUU